Nilaparvata lugens (brown planthopper) is the source of this 521-nucleotide messenger RNA. RefSeq lists its product as uncharacterized. The record is from RefSeq and is a predicted model, not a curated record. Lineage: Eukaryota; Metazoa; Arthropoda; Insecta; Hemiptera; Delphacidae. The transcript has 2 exons. Gene Ontology annotation, molecular function: protein binding. Bases 29 to 496 code for a protein of 155 amino acids.
AGAACCGGAAACAUGGUACGAAGUGGUGAUGAGUGGCAUAUCGCAGGGUGUCGAAGGCGAAUCGGCCGUUCGCUCCAUUCAGACUUGGGCGUGGCAGGCGGGCGAAGCGGUGCUGAUGCCACUUCCGGCACCAACCCACCUGUUUGCCGAGCCCGUGUCACCCACCGCCAUCAACCUGACGUGGAUGGGGUCAGUCCCACCCGCCAACGUGUCCCACUACACAAUCAGCUACCACCUGGUGCAGACCGCUCUACCUCUUCACAACUCUUCUAUCUAUUUUUUAAACAGUAUAAGCACCGGAGUUCAAAUAACUGGUCUGAAGGCGUACACUCUGUACGAGUUGAAAGUGAGGACGCACGACGAGAAUAACAGGCACAGCGAGUACAGUCAGAAGCUCGAGUGUCGCACACUCGAAGAUUGUGAGUGCAUUAUACCUAUUCAAUUUAUAAAUUUCAAAUUAAUACACCCACCUACAUGGUAUCAAAUAUUUGGUUAAAAUCAAUUCAAGAUGAUAAUCUGAU